AUGUCGGAUCACUACUACUGCGUUGGCGACUUCGACCUCCAUGACGACGACCAUCACCUCCGCCAUAGAAUCCCUGCCUUGUUUGGGGACGAUGUGCCCGAGCUGAUGCCGCAGAAAGGUUCAGUGGCCCACCCGGUCCGCGGUCGGGUCUGGAAGAGGUCGCCGCCGGAGCAACCUGCCGCCGACGCCGGGGAUAUCGGAUCGGCGGCAGUGGAAGCCGCGGCAAGGCAUCCGUUGGUGGAGGAGGAUGAGAUGACAGCUUGGCUCGACUACCAGAUCGGGGAUGGCGGUGGCGAUCUGUACAGAGAGCUGCUGGCGACCGGCGCCGGGGACAGCGGCGAUAUCCGGGCCGAUCGAGGACACGCUCUGGCGGUACAGAAGCAGGGGGUGGGGGUGUCGAGGGAGUCCAGAGUGGUGGAAUCGAGCGAGAUGCUGGCGGACGGGCAGGCGGUGAGAAGAGGUCCGGCGAAGGCGCACGUGAGGGAUGGCAGGAAGCGGAAGGCGAGGGAGGGCGACGACUCCGAGUGCCGCGAGGAUGCUGCGUUUGAAUCUGGUGACAAAAGGAAAGACACUCACAGAAGUGCAGCAUCCAUGAAAAGGUCACGUGCUGCAGAGGUCCACAAUCUCGCUGAGCAGAGGCGUCGGGAUAGAAUCAAUGAGAAGAUGAAGGCCUUGCAAGAACUCAUUCCCAGAUGCAACAAGUCUGACAAAGCUUCAAUGCUCGACGAAGCCAUUGAAUACUUGAAAUCACUUCAGUUGCAAGUCCAGAUGAUGUCCGUGGGAUGCAACACGGGGCCGGUAAAGAUAUUUCCAGGUGUUCAGACGUACCUGCCACAUAUAGGGAUGGGAAUGGGGAUUGGCAUGGGCUUGGGUACGGGACCAGCGAUGACAAUGGGUCGAGAGAUUGGUGCUGGGGGCCUGGGACUUCCGGGCCUCCGUUAUGGAUCUUUCUUUCCAUGUUUUCCUCUUGCUGGACCUGCUCCAGCUCAAUUUGCCCCAAGGCCCAUGGUGCCAUCCUUUCGUUCACCAAAUAUGGGCAUGGCCAUGGCUGAUCAAACCAGAGUGCAAGCACCUUGGCAGCAAAAUCCGUCAUCGAACUUGGUCAGCAUGCACAGCACAAAUAUCGCUCAAAUCCCACAUGUUGGUGAUCCCUAUUGCCAUUUUAUUGGCCUCGAUCACCUUAAUGGAUCAUCUCAGUGUUGCGUAAUGGAUGAACCAGCAACCAACAAAGGAACUAAUGCUGCUGAAAGCAACAAACUCGAUGAAAUGAAUGGUGAUGGUUAUAACAAAACUAGCAGUGGCUUGGAUCAUCCAAGAGAGGAAAACAUCGAUCCCUUGUCGCAAUAUGAAAGUAGAAUCAAGAUGCGUGCAAUACUUUCAUUGGGCACCAUAGCAAUAGAAAUUGCUUCUCAGACAGGAGAGUCAUGUGGCAUCAGUAUGCGGCACUAA
Messenger RNA from Elaeis guineensis (African oil palm), 1449 nucleotides. RefSeq lists its product as uncharacterized. The record is from RefSeq and is a predicted model, not a curated record. Lineage: Eukaryota; Viridiplantae; Streptophyta; Magnoliopsida; Arecales; Arecaceae. Gene Ontology annotation, molecular function: DNA-binding transcription factor activity; protein dimerization activity. Gene Ontology annotation, biological process: regulation of DNA-templated transcription.